Messenger RNA from Acanthosepion pharaonis, 891 nucleotides. Lineage: Eukaryota; Metazoa; Mollusca; Cephalopoda; Sepiida; Sepiidae. The record is from the annotation of a GenBank genome assembly.
AUGAACAUUAAGUUUGAUGUAGAACCAGAUAUCUAUACUCCUUUCUAUCUAUGUAUUUAUUUAUUUCUUGCUAAUUUUCUUUCUUUCUUUCUUUCUUUCUUUCUUUCUUUCUUUCUUUCUUUCUUUCUUUCUUUCUAUCUAUCUAUCUAUCUUGAUCAUCUGUUCCAAUCUAUCUAUCUAUCUAUCUAUCUAUCUAUCUAUCUAUCUAUCUAUCUAAGUUUGUUUCUUUAUUGUUCAGUCUGUUCCAAUCUAUCUAUCUAUCUAUCUAUCUAUCUAUCUAUCUAUCUAUCUAUCUAUCUAUGCUUAUUUCUUGUUCAGUUUGUCUCUUCCUAUCUAUCUAUCUAUCUAUCUAUCUAUCUAUCUAUGUUUAUGUCUUUUUGUAUCUAUCUAUCUAUCUAUCUAUCUAUCUAUCUAUCUAUCUAUCUAUCUAUCUAUCUAUCUAUCACCAUGUUCAUAGUCUUUCUGGGCCAAAAAAGUUUAUUCUUUCUUUCUUUCUUUCUUUCUUUCUUUCUUUCUUUCUUUCCUGCUUACUGGAGAAUACCUAAUGCAGAACUUAUCAGUCUAUUUACACCUCUUUUUCUCUCUUUGUCCUUUUUUUUCUCUUUAUCGCUCUCUCUCUCUGUUUGUCUCAGUCUAUUCAUAUCUAUCUAUCUAUCUAUCUAUCUAUCUAUCUAUCUAUCUAUCUAUCUUUUUUUCUGUUCCUGUUUUUCUAUCUAUCUAUCUAUCUAUCUAUCUAUCUAUCUAUCUAUCUAUCUAUCUAUCUAUCUAUCUAUCUAUCCGUCAAUUUUCACCAUGUUCAUAGUUUUAGAAUGCUUCUAUCAACCCCAGGGCAUUUCUUUCUCUCUCCCGGGCCAUUUAUUUCUUUGUGUCAAGCUUCUUUUGUAUUUUUAG